Messenger RNA from Corythoichthys intestinalis (scribbled pipefish), 525 nucleotides. RefSeq names its product gamma-crystallin M2-like. The coding region runs from base 1 to 525 and encodes 174 amino acids. The transcript is spliced from 3 exons. Gene Ontology annotation, biological process: visual perception; lens development in camera-type eye. Gene Ontology annotation, molecular function: structural constituent of eye lens. The record is from RefSeq and is a predicted model, not a curated record. Lineage: Eukaryota; Metazoa; Chordata; Actinopteri; Syngnathiformes; Syngnathidae.
AUGGGCAGGAUAACCUUCUUUGAGGACAGGAACUUCCAGGGCCGCUCCUAUGAGUGUAUGAGCGAUUGCUCCGACAUGUCCUCCUACCUGAGCAGGUGCCAAUCUUGUCGGGUCGAGAAUGGCUGUUUUAUGGUCUACGAGCGCCCUAAUUUCAUGGGUAACCAGUACUUCAUGAGGAGGGGCGAGUACGCCGACUCCAUGAGCAUGAUGGGCAUGAGGGACUGCAUCAGGUCUUGCCGUGCAAUCCCCAUGCACAGAGGCCAGUUCAGAAUGAAGAUCUUUGAGAGGGAGAACUUCAACGGCCAGUCCCAUGAGCUCCAGGAGGACUGCGACAACAUCAUGGACCGCUUCCGCAUGAACGACUGCAUGUCCUGCCAGGUGACGGAUGGCCACUGGCUGAUGUUUGAGCAUCCCCAGUUCCGUGGGAAGAUGAUGUAUGUGAGGCCCGGAGAUUACCGCAGUUUCAGGGAGCUAGGCCUGAAUGGCAUGAGGUUCAUGAGCAUGAGGCGCAUCAUGGACAUGUAA